AAACGCGAAUUCUUGAUUUUUCGAGUGAUGGUCUUCUUGAUCCUCUCGCUGCCAUAGUCGGUCUAAUAAUCUUGUUUUGAUGGGGCUCGCUGGCUUCUUAUAUAUGUCAGAGGAUUUGGAAACCAAGAAAUGCUCUUUUUUUCAAUCCAUUCUAUGGUCUAGUGCUCAGAUGUUGCUUAUGGCCGCUAAUUAGAAAAUGGAAUUUGAUGAAGCUUUGCCUCAUUGAUCUACACAAUCCAAUGACGAUCGAUAUGGCUCUGUUCUGCAAUGGUCUCCCCCUCCAGUUGGCACCAAGGUGGUGCUGGUAUUGUUAUCAAGAAUCAUUCAUUCCAUUUCCACCACAUUUCUGAUCUAACUACUACAGAAGCCUUGGCUCCUCAAGUGGCUGCUUCCCUUGCUCUUGACAGGAAUGAUAACCAGAUGAUCUUCGAGGGUGAAGGUCUAUCAGUCAUCAAUGUCAUUCCUUGUAUUCUUUCAAUGAUCCUGUAUGGUGUUGUUUCUCUUGAUAAUUCUUUUGCUUGUAUUUUCUCUUGGCUCUUGCAGAAUUUAUAGGAGCUCAGUCUUUCUCUUUCAAUAAUACCAUCUCUCUUGGUCAAUAUAUAUUUACAUAUUUAAAGAUCAAAUUAGAAUAUUUAGGACGCAAUAGGUUUCCUCAAAACCAUACAAUUGAUGAACAAUCACGCAUCCCAUUAACCCUUUUGUAAUAAAUAUUCUAAUUAAUAUAUAGUUUAUAGCUUAUGGAUACUUUCACUUUUUUCUUUUCUAAUUCAUUAAAGUAUAAUUAAUCAGCCCAUAAUUAAGUAACCUGACAUUUUGCCGAACUUUGUGUACCUUACUAAUAGACGCAAAACAAGAACCGAAGUUUUGCGUAAGGUCCAAACACACUCCUCUCCCUCCUUCAUUUUUCCCUACAUAUAGUCUUUCUUUUAUUUAUUUCUCAACAAUUCCCCCUAUAUUCUUUCCUUUUAUUGCCUUCUGAUUUCAUUAAUCCAACGAUAGGAUACCCACUUAACCUACCCCCAGUGAUCUCAACCGUUACAUUAGCUUUGUGUUUUAGCAAGCUUUAUACACGCGCGCACACACCCCUGUCCUCUUGCCAUUUCCUUUGUUCAAUUUGUCGAUAUAUCUUAAGCAGCCUUUUUAUUUUCUCUGAACCCUCCACGGACGCCACCUUCCCUCAUUGGCAUCCACGUUUUUUUCUCUUGGUGCCUCCGUUGCUACACCGGUCCUUCCUGAUAAUGGAAAUGCUGGUACCACCGUGGCUUGAAUCACUAUUAUCGACUGCAUUCUUCACCGUUUGCCCCAGGCAUAGAGAUGCCCCACGUAGCGAAUGCAACAUGUUCUGCCUUGAUUGCAAUACCGAAGCCUUUUGCUUCUAUUGCCGAUCAACUCGACACAAAGAUCAUUCUGUUAUUCAAAUCAGAAGGUCAUCGUAUCAUGAUGUUGUUAGGGUUGCUGAGAUUCAAAAGGUUUUGGACAUUACUGGAGUUCAAACUUACGUUAUAAACAGUGCUAGAGUUCUUUUCCUUAAUGAGAGACCACAGCCCAAGAGUAGCACAAGUAAAGGAGUCCCUCAUUUAUGCGAAAUUUGUGGGAGAAGUCUUUUGGAUCCCUUUCGUUUCUGUUCUCUAGGAUGUAAGCUUGUAAGAAUAAAGAACAAUGGAGAUGCCACCUUUAACUUAAGCACCAAGGACGAGGAAGUAGGGGAAAUGAGAGAAGGAAUGGGAAGAAGAUUGCCAUCAAAGGAAGAAGAAGAAUUGCGUGAAGGAAGCCAACAAGAUAUGUACACAAGCACGCUAACUCCUCCACAUUCCAAUUCAAGGAGGAGAAAAGGCAUCCCCCAUAGGGCACCUUUUGGGUCCUAAUUAUUGACCAGCCUCCUCAAUAACUUCUUUUUAUGUAUAUCAAAGCUCAUUUAUUCUUCACAAGCCAGCACAUGGGGGAAGAUAAUCUCUGAUAAACAAAAUAGAUUAAUUUAAGGUGUAUCUUAUGGGGUGUGUUUUAAAGUUUUAACACAGAAAUAUAGUUGUAGUUUACAUUUAAGGGUUUUUUUUUUAUUUUUUUAUGGGGGGUUCCAAUAAUAAUGGUAGGAUUAAUGCUUGUGCAAUGGUGUAAAUGUUAUGUAUACACACACGAACGGUUUUUUUACAUAAAGUAACCAAUUAACAACUCAGCCUUUUUAAUUA
Populus trichocarpa (black cottonwood) is the source of this 2186-nucleotide messenger RNA. RefSeq names its product protein RGF1 INDUCIBLE TRANSCRIPTION FACTOR 1. The transcript is spliced from 4 exons. The record is from RefSeq and is a predicted model, not a curated record. The coding region runs from base 1239 to 1865 and encodes 208 amino acids. NCBI's taxonomy places the organism in Eukaryota, Viridiplantae, Streptophyta, Magnoliopsida, Malpighiales, Salicaceae.